Closterium sp. NIES-65 is the source of this 284-nucleotide messenger RNA. The record is from the annotation of a GenBank genome assembly. NCBI's taxonomy places the organism in Eukaryota, Viridiplantae, Streptophyta, Zygnematophyceae, Desmidiales, Closteriaceae.
AGAGCACUGGGUGGUGCCGUCGGUCAAUUGCACCUCGCGCGCACUCGCUCGCUCGCUCCAGUGCCACCUUGCGCGCGCGCGCUCGCUCGCUCCCGUGCACCUCCCGCGCGUGCGCUCGCUCGCUUCCGUGAACUCGACGAGUGGCUUCAGCAGCGGCAGUCGGUGGUGGCGGCGGACGAAAUGGAGACGCUGCGGUCCGCUCGGGUGGCGCCGGUCGCGCCGGUGUUCGACUUACGCUGGUUCAACCCGAGGUCGUAUAUGCGGGUACUGGUGCAUCUAGGCGG